GGCUACGGCGUCGCCGCCAUCUUUGUUGAUGUGUCAGCUCCGCGGGGGAUUGGGGAAGCCAAGGAGGAGGGAGCGCGGUGUCGGCCCUGUCCCUGGUCGCUGUUUCCACACCCGCCCACCCCCGCCCACCCCCGACCUGGUCUGCCGGACCCAGCUAUGGAGAAAUUAGGCCCUGAGCCUGAGCUUCAGCGGCCUCGUUAGGGGUGCGGCCUGAGGCUCGGAGAAGUGGGAUGUAAAACGAAGAUCAGGAGCAGAUUUGAAGAAAUGCAGAGAGAAGUGGUGUCAAUCAGCAUGUCAGAGACAGAGCACAUAGCCUCCAUUUCUUCUGAUGAAAAUCUUGGGAAAACAUAUGAAUUAAAGGAAGACUCCUGCAACUCGUUUUCUGUUGAUGAAAGCAGCAGCUUAGAAAAUGAGUCUAAACUGUCAUCAUUAAACUUUGAUAAAACUUCUUGUCAGCCUAAUGAACAUAAUCAAAUUGAAGCGCAGGAAAAUUGUAUCCAAUUGGAUCAUGGUGGAGAUGAGGAUUCUUGUGCUAAAAUAUGCCCAGAAAAUUCUGAACAAUUAGGUAAUUUUCCUGGUGGAGAUUUUACAAAGCAAAUUUUAAAAACAAAUGAAACAGAACAGACAGUAACACAAAUACUGGCGGAAUUAAGAUCACCUACAUUUACAGAAGCAGCGAAUCAAAAGACUUAUUCAGAAAGUCUCUAUGAUACAGACUGCACCAAAAAACUUAUUUCAAAAAUAAAGAAUGUUUCAGCAUCAGAGGAUUUGUUGGAAGAAAUAGAAUCUGAGCUCUUAUCUACAAAGUUUGCAGAAGAACACCGAGUACCAAAUGGAAUGAAUAAGGGAGAACACGCAUUAGUUAUGUUUGAAAAGUGUGUGCAAGAGAAGUAUUUACAACAAGAGCACACCAUAAAGAAGUUAAUUAAAGAAAACAAGAAGCAUCAGGAACUCAUCUUAGACAUUUGUUCAGAAAAAGACAAUUUAAGAGAAGAACUGAAAAAAAGAACAGAAACAGAGAAGCAGCAUAUGAGCACAAUUAAACAGUUAGAAUCAAGAAUAGAAGAACUUAGUAAAGAAGUUAAAAUUUCCAAAGAUAAACUAGUAGCUCAAGACAUCGCAGCUAAAAAUGCAGUUCAGCAGUUGCAUAAAGAGAUGGCCCAUCGGAUGGAACAGGCCAACAAAAAAUGUGAAGAGGCACGCCAGGAAAAAGAAGCAAUGGUAAUGAAGUAUGUAAGAGGGGAGAAGGAAUCUUUAGAUCUUCGAAAGGAAAAAGAGAUACUUGAAAGAAAACUCAGAGAUGCGAAUAAAGAAUCUGAGAAAAACACUAACAAAAUUAAGCAGCUUUCUCAGGAGAAAGGACGGUUGCACCAGCUGUAUGAGACAAAGGAAAGUGAAACUACUAGACUCACCAGAGAAAUUGACAAAUUAAAGGAAGAUAUCAACUCUCAUGUCAUUAAAGUAAAAUGGGCACAAAACAAAUUAAAAGCAGAAAUGGAUUCACACAAGGAAACCAAAGAUAAACUCAAAGAAACAACAACAAAGCUAACUCAAGCGAAGGAAGAAGCUGAUCAGAUAAGAAAAAAUUGUCAGGAUAUGAUAAAAACAUAUCAGGAGUCAGAAGAAAUUAAAUCCAAUGAGCUUGAUGCCAAGCUUAGAGUCACAAAAGGAGAACUUGAAAAACAAAUGCAAGAAAAAUCUGACCAGCUAGAGAUGCAUCACGCCAAAAUAAAAGAACUGGAAGAUCUGAAGAGGACGUUUAAGGAGGGUAUGGAUGAACUACGAACACUGAGAACAAAGGUGAAAUGUCUAGAAGAUGAACGAUUAAGAACAGAAGAUGAGUUAUCCAAAUAUAAGGAAAUUAUUAAUCGCCAAAAAGCUGAAAUUCAGAAUUUAUUGGACAAAGUGAAAAUUGUGGAUCAGAUACAGGAGCAGCAUCAAAGAGGUAAACAAGAAAUUGAAAAUUUGAAGGAAGAAGUGGAAAGUCUUAAUUCUUUGAUUAACGACCUACAAAAAGACAUCGAAGGCAGUAGGAAAAGAGAAUCUGAGUUGCUACUAUUUACAGAAAAGCUCACUAGUAAGAAUGCACAACUCCAAUCUGAAUCCAAUUCUUUGCAGUCACAAUUCGAUAAGCUUUCCUAUAGUGAAAGUCAGUUACAAAGUCAAUGUGAACAAAUGAAACAGACAAAUACUAAUUUGGAAAGUAGAUUGUCAAAAGAGGAAGAACUGCGAAAAGAGGAGGUCCAGACUCUGCAAGCAGAACUCACCUGUAGACAAACAGAGGUUAAAGCAUUGAGUACCCAGGUCGAAGAACUAAAAGAUGAAUUAGUAACCCAAAGACGUAAACAUGCCUCCAGUGUCAAAGAUCUUACCAAACAACUCCAGCAAGCACGAAAGAAAUUAGAUCAGGUGGAGAAUGGAAGCUAUGAUAAAGAAGUCAGCAGCAUGGGGAGUCGUUCUAGUUCAUCAGGGUCCCUCAAUGCUCGAAGCAGUACAGAAGAUCGAUCUCCAGAAAAUACUGGGUCAUCAGUAGCUGUGGAUAACUUCCCAGAAGUGGACAAGGCCAUGUUGAUCGAGAGGAUCGUUAGGCUGCAAAAAGCACAUGCCCGGAAAAAUGAAAAGAUAGAAUUUAUGGAGGAUCAUAUCAAACAGUUGGUGGAAGAAAUUAGGAAAAAAACUAAAAUAAUUCAGAGCUACAUUUUACGGGAAGAAUCAGGCACACUUUCUUCAGAGGCAUCUGAUUUUAACAAAGUCCAUUUAAGUAGACGGGGUGGAAUUAUGGCAUCCUUAUAUACAUCUCAUCCAGCGGAUAGUGGAUUAACCCUGGACCUCUCUUUGGAGAUCAACAGAAAAUUACAGGCUGUUCUGGAGGAUAUGUUACUAAAAAAUAUUACUCUGAAGGAAAAUCUGCAAACACUUGGAACAGAAAUAGAACGUCUUAUUAAACACCAACGUGAACUAGAACAGAGGAUGAAGAAAACCUAACACACAGCUCUUGGUCACUAAACAGACAAGCCACAUAAGGAACAGGUGCCACUGCCCAGUAUUGUUGGAAACUUUUCCCUGCUUUGUGUGUCAGCCAGUAAAAAAUUGUUUUGCUUCAUCUGUAUAAAAAAAGUAUCCUUUUACAAUACGAAUGCAUUGCUGUGUAUACUGUAAGAGAAUAAGCUUUGAUGGAAUUUGUGUUUGUAUAGGGACAGCCUGUCACUGAAUCAGAAUAGCUGAAAUCGCUGAUAGUCCUGCGAAGUGCUGAACAGGACUACAAGGGCUUUUGAAAACCCCUUCUCCAUAUUUCUUCCUUUGAAAAUAUAUGAUGUCAAAAAUGAUUCAGCUUUUUAAAAUUAUGCAUGAAAGGACACACGUUAAUUAUUCAGCAGUAAUGCUGUUUUUCCAACAUGAAGAAAACUUGAAGUGAUUAAAAUUUUGUUUUACAUUCCAGGAUAACAUUUGGUUGUAUUUUAGGGAUGCCAGUGAGUCCUUAAAUCUCUUAAUUUUCAUGGAAGCUAAUAGGAGAGCCAGCUCUUGGUAGCUAGCAGUGAUCAGACAUUGUAUGCCUCUGUCAGGUUUCUUUAUCCGUGCUAACUACAUUUUUUUUCCGAUUCAAACUGCUUGAGUUAAUGUUGAGUUUUUUUUUAUUUUUCAGUUACACAAAAUAUGAUUUUAAAUAACAUGCUCACUUAGAUUUGUGGACUUCAGUUGUAUUUUAAAAUGUGAAAGAGAUUAGUCAUUUGAAUAGAAAGAUGAAUGAUGAAUUCUUUUGAAACUGAAAUACUUUAGUUUUAGUGACAUCAAGUAUAAAGAUAAAUGUUUAAGAUAUUUAUGAAGACCCAGUUCCUGAGAGAAUCCAGCAUAUGGCUCUGUUAAUUAUUUCAUUUGAAUACCAUUCUUUACCAUUGAUACAAUUAUAUAUUCCAAUGGAGGGAUCUUACAGUUCCCAAAGUGAUAUGUUUCAGUACAUUUUGUUUAAAUUAUUUUGUUUAAAAUAUAAAAUAAUUAUAUCCCUGUAACCAAAGGAAUUUUAGAGCCAAAUUUGUGUAUCCUUGUGGAUUUUUACAAUAAUUAUUUAAGAUAUGCACUUAAGUGUUGCCAGUCAUAGUAUCAGUAUUUCUACAUCAUUGGAUUUUGUUCCUUCCUCUUGUAAUUUGUCACUUACCAUCAUUUCUGAGUGUGGUUUUUCACAUUUCAUUAUAUUCAGAUCAUUUCUGUAAUAGGAUACCUUGGCUAAUAUGCAGAUGUUGCCCCAAUUGUCACUUUUGUUUUAGGUUUUUGCAUCCUUUUUUCUCUCAAGAGAAGUAAGCUUUAGGAUGAUGGUUUAAAAACCUUUAAGGAAUUGUAUGGCUCUAAAAGUUGGGCUCAUGGUGGCAAUAUCCCUUUAAUGUGUUUUAACAUUUUUUAAAAUCAUUGUUUAAAAUGAUCAUUUACAAAAUUUUUACUAAGGAUUCAAUGCAGCAUCUUAUCUUUUCUGUAUAUCGAGUUAUGUCUUGCCAUUCAAAACCAAAAUCUUUUCAGAAUGAAGGUCUAAGUCCAAAAACAUCUUUUUAAAAUAACUGUAAGAAGUGUUAGUCUUACCAUAAGGUGUCUUGUUCUUUUUACCAACAAUUUAUCAAAAUAAGGUAAGAGGGUAAGUGCAAUAAAAUUUGAAUUACCUUCCCAUUUUUUCUAGACAUACCACUGAUAUUCAUAAAGACUACUUAGAGUAGCCAACAUAACUAAAUUUCUUAACUUCUGUGAUAGAGGUUCAUACACUACAAUAUUUGUUUUUUUCCUCCAAGACACAAAAAUGUGUGAAUGGAGACCAAAUAGGGAUCAGAUCUAUAGUGUCCUAUGUCUAUACACUUUUCAAAAAUAAAUACAUUUUAUUACAUAUAAAAGUGAAACAUUCCAAUAUUAACAUUUGUGCCACCACCGUUCAUUUGGAGAAGUCAAAUGGUGGCACUACUUUAGAGGAAAGCUAUUAUAAAAAAU
Mustela erminea (ermine) is the source of this 4965-nucleotide messenger RNA. It is a transcript of the gene CCDC186, whose product is annotated as coiled-coil domain containing 186. The record is from RefSeq and is a predicted model, not a curated record. Gene Ontology annotation, cellular component: trans-Golgi network. The transcript is spliced from 16 exons. The coding region runs from base 265 to 2985 and encodes 906 amino acids. Gene Ontology annotation, biological process: vesicle cytoskeletal trafficking. NCBI's taxonomy places the organism in Eukaryota, Metazoa, Chordata, Mammalia, Carnivora, Mustelidae. Gene Ontology annotation, molecular function: small GTPase binding.